GGAGAGAGUAUAAAAGAGAGAGAGGCUUCUGUGUUCAUAAGGAAAUAGAGUGAGCUUGACGGUUUGAGUGGACGUUAAUACCUCUACAUACAUCCUGCUUUAACAUGAAUGACCCACAAGACGAUCCGAUGGAUGGAAACAACUCAGAUGGACACGCAGAUGAUCCUUCUCAAACCAAUGGGGGCUCCUUAGACACCAGCGCAGGAAAAGAGCAGACGGACCAGCCAUCUCAGUCCCAACCGUCCCCUCCGGAAAGUGGGCCCACUGCUCCUGAGGACAGUAGUAACAAACCGUGUUCUGAUAGACCCGCAGAUGAUCCUUCUCAACCCAAUGGGGGCUCCUCAGACGCCAGCGCAGGAAAAGAGCAGACGGACCAGCCAUCUCAGUCCCAACCGUCCCCUCCGGAAAGUGGGCCCACUGCUCCUGAGGACAGUAGUAACAAACCGUGUUCUGGAGGGGGUUCAACUCAGCCUCCGCAGCAGAAGAAACUUGAUGCAGCAGAAAUAAAGAGGGUCCUACAAGAACUGAAGCCUGUGCUACAACCACGAUAUCUGGAGCAUGUUGAGCGUUGGAUGAAACAAGAUGGCGUUGAGCCUAAAGAGCUACUGGAGGUUUUAAAAUCCACGCAGAAAGAAACGAAGUUGUCUCUAUCUUCCUGUCUAUCGUCAUUGUCUUGGACUCUUUCAAGCUUUUCCACCGUGACUCUCAGUUCUGUGGUCACUGGACAAACGUUCGGAGCUCACCAAGUCAUCAUCAAUCAGCUGAAGAUCAAACAACUGAGAGUGACUGAGCUUACCCCCAAAAACCAGCACCAGUGUCAGAGCAUCAUCCUUUUCUGUCCAAUUACAUCCAGGGCCGGGUCUGACGUGGAAGCAGCGAUGAGGACUCCAGCAGUGGCUGCCACUGACAAGAGGAUUUUUCUGGUGCUGCUGUAUCACACUCGAGAUGUUGACUACUCCACCGCUGGAAAGAGCUGCGCAGAGAAGUUCCCCAGGGUUUUGUCUGAGUUUCACGUUCUCUUCCAUGAGACUCAGAAUGGCUUACUCAAAUGUGAACAGAACAGUCAGGCCAUCCGUGAAUUAAGAGAAGCAAUUUGCGCACAAUUUGGACUCAGUUAGAUCAGAGGGCUGCAGCCCAGCCUCUGGAGCCUCCUGUGGCUCCUCAGCCUCUCUGGAGUGGCUCAAAUCAUCUUAUUGGUCUUGUUUUAACAGAUGUA
Messenger RNA from Salarias fasciatus (jewelled blenny), 1216 nucleotides. RefSeq lists its product as uncharacterized. The record is from RefSeq and is a predicted model, not a curated record. The transcript has 8 exons. The coding region runs from base 105 to 1118 and encodes 337 amino acids. Lineage: Eukaryota; Metazoa; Chordata; Actinopteri; Blenniiformes; Blenniidae.